AUGGCCUCUGAUGUACCAUCGUUGCCGGGCGGAUUGAGGCUGCCUCAACCAAGAGAAGAUUUUCGCCGUGCCUAUGAAGAGCCGUCAGCGCAGCCUCCCGAGCCUCCCGAAGGCGACAUUCCCGUGCCUUUGAGGCUGUUGCCACGGGCGCGUAGUGUGAAGGAAGCACCGGCGCCUCAGCAACAGCCAGUACCUCUCCAAGGAGUUCAAGAAGCAUGGGGGUUGAACAGGGCUUCUUCGGUCAUGCCUUUUAACCAGCGCGCCCCGCCAGAGAUCUAUGACGGACCUCCAAGAGGGUGGCCAGGCUCUCUUCCCCGACAGCCGGAGAAAGGAGAUUACUCAGAUCCUCCGUCUUUUCCAGGAUUUCAGCAUUACCGCAUUUUCAAGAAGGCUCUGGUGCGAUGGGAUUCAGUAACAGACGUCAAGCCAUGGCGAAGAGCAGAGAAGGUGCUGAGGCUCUUUGACUGGACUCUGAUGUCUCGGUUCGACCAUCUUAGCGAACAAGAGCUUCAGGGGCCUGACUACCUGCAGAAGAUUUUGGAGAUCUUAGAUCUUGAAGCUGGAGUCAUGGCAACCACCGAGAAGCACAGACUUGUCAGGGAGGCGUUGUUCGAGCAUACAAGACAACGUGAUGAAUCUGUAGCUCAAUACGUCCAUAGACGACAUCAACAGUUCAUUCAGGCGGAAAAUGUGGGAGUUGCUAUUCCCUCAGAUGUCCGAGGAGCUUUGUUGGAAGAAGGGGCGGGGCUCAAUGAGCAAGGAGUUCAGAACCUUCGCACUCUCACAGGGGGAAGCCAAGCCUUCGAGGUGGUACGGAGGGCUCUUCUUAUGAUGGAGGCUCCCGCUGCCUCGUCCAAACUUCUCAAGAAAACCUUUCAUGCCGACACUUCGGGCGUCUACCUCGAAGAAGAGGUGGACUCGGACAUUGACUCGGAGGAUGAGGCCAUGAUCCUGUUUGAGCUUGACAAGCUGAAUGUCUCUGAGGAAGAGUGUUCUAAGGUGUGGGCAGUGCUUGAGCAAGGUCGCCGUCGGACGUGGAAAGAAAACAAAGAUCUCCGCCGGUCCAUCCGAAAGGACCGCCAGCGCUUCGACAGGACCGCCGCUUCGACGUCUUCCACGUCCUCUGCUCAUAACCGAAGGCUUCCCAUAGACAAGCUCAAGCUUCAGCAUGAGGCACGAUCAUCUUCCUCGGCGUUCGUCUUCUCGACUUUUGACGCUUCCUCGUCUUCAUUCGUUACGAUUGCGGGCCUGGAGAUUGUUCGUGAGAUUCGCCAAGGGUGUUCGUCCUCGACUACGUCGCCGUGGAACUUUCUAUCCUUGAGUUCCUUGGCCCCAGGCCAAGCCAUCUUGGACAUCGGUGCAGGUGAGGAUCUUAUAGGCGCCUCCGCUUUCGAGCAGUAUCAGACUGCCCUGAGCAACUUGGGUUGGCAAGGGGUGAUUCUUCCAGAAAGUUCCCCCCCAGCAAAGGGGGUAGGUGGAUCGUCGAGAGCCAAGUGCUAUGCAAUCCUGCCAGUUGAACUUGGCGGUCGCCUCGGAUUCGUGAAGACCAAAGUUCUAGAGGAAUCGAUCCCGCACCUCUUGUCCGUCGGACUGUUAGACAGCCUAGGCGCAUGCAUCAAUCUCCCGAACAACACGGUCCAUUUCAAGAAUGCCCCCCAGGAAGCCAAGGUGACCCGAAGCAGAUCGGGACACCGGGUGGUGAACGUCCUGCCCACGCAGAGGUUCGCAGCAGAGCUUGUUCCCGUGGACCUGAUGUGUUCUAGUGCGAAGAUUGAGGCCUGCGACUUUCAGAUUCCAUGCGCGACCGCAGAAGCAUACAAGGGGGUCAGUCUGUUACAAGCAGAGUCGCAUUUGCCGCACGGUGUUCAUGACAAUCGGUUUGAGAAGCCUGUGACGCUUGAUCCCUGCUGUGAGAGUUCAGGGCUUGAGAGCAACGCAAGCGCUAGUUUCCCGAACUCCUCCUUCACUCCUCCUGAGUCCGCGUCCUGUCAUGUUCACUCAUGUGGAGUCUCGGUGGCGCCGACUGGCCAUUACGAUGCUGCAGUUCGCAAUGACGACUGCCGCCCAGAUGGUGAAGCUGUACUUGGAACAGAAGGCCAUGAAACAUCCUUCCAAGUCCAUCGACAAGACGGAGUGGACUCCGGAGCAGCGCGCCUGCUCUCAUCCACAAUCGCAUCAGCGCAGGGGUGGGAACCAGUGGGGAAGAUGGACGCAGAAGCCAUCAAGGAUGCAGCCUCAAGAGCGGCCAGGGAGACAGCUCAGCAAAUCAAGGCCGAGGAGCAUGUGUCCAAGGCGGAGGUGGAGUCCCUGCUGGCCAUGUCAAUCGAGGAGGUAGUGAAGCAACUACGCAAGCUAGACCAGUCAGUAAAUGCUCUCACGCAGGAGAAUGCCGCUCAGUGGCAGGUUCUUCGAUCCAUGACGGCAGUGGCGGGGCAAUCAAUGGACUCCACAGCCACGGAAGUGCAGCAACAUCAGGCUCAGCUGACCGCCAUUGCAGAGCAACAACUUCUGGCAGCCAUGAGCCCGCAAGGUCUGGGCUCUCAAAGCGGCUCCUGGAUGGACCAUGGAGUGAGCGAGGUGAGUGCGGAACGAGGCUUUCUCCUGUUCAGACUUUCUCCAGAGCUGCGCAAGUCUAGAGUGGAGCUUCCCGGGGAGCAAGAUAUCGACAGGCGAGUGUUGCUGCAGAUUCGACCUGAUGGUUCCAAUCAGACUGCGCAAGGCCUUUCAGAUGCCACACAUGUCAGAUGCUGGUGUCCAGGGUUGCAUGCGUUACUGUUGGAUCAAGAUGUGAGCGAUGAUCAUCGUGUCAAGAUUCCAGCUGAUGUUAAGCAAAGGUGUGCUAAGCAAGUGUGCUCUACGACUCCAGCGUGUGAUGCAACUCCAGAGAUGUCAACAGACAGCUUGUGUUUUCCGGCUAUGUCAGACGGUUCUUCAGAUAGUUCUGACUCAGCUUCAUCUUCCGAUACCUCUUCCGAUUCAGAAUCCGAAACGCAAGAAGAACCACAGCAGAUGCCAAAUUCCAGAGAGAUGCCGAAGCCCACGGCCCGGGAGACUCAAAUGAUUGUCAAGUUGCAUGUGAACUUGUCCCAUCCUCCACGGGAUCAGUUCUUGCGUAUCCUCAAGGCGGCGGGCACAAAGGCUCACAUUCUGAAAUGGGUCCGCGAUGACAUGACCUGUGCGCACUGUGAUUUGCAGCGUCGACCUAGGCACAGACGUAAAGCAGCCAUUCCUCCAUCAUAUCGGUUUAACGAAGUUUUGGGGAUGGAUGUGUUUUAUGUGAACUUUAUGCAAAAAUCAGUGCCAUUCCUGAACGUUGUGGACCAUGGAACAGGGUUUCAGAUGACCUGCGUUGUGCGCAACAAGCAUCAUGAAGUAUCUGGUGGUACUCCGUGUUCUGCAGAUGUAUGGCGCACUUUUCAGACCACCUGGUUGAGAUAUUUCUUUGAGCCUGAGAUAAUUAACAGCACGGAGUAUUUCACUGGGUCGCAGCGCGUGAAGCUCCAUGGCAAAACGCGCGAGCUGAACGGCAUGGAGGAGCAGGUGGGUAGGACCUGGUACAGUUGUGCUACAGCAUGGCUCAACAGUGUGGGUGCAGGCUACAUGAUCUGGCUCCAGGUGUGCAAGCGCGAGCGCCAUCAGCUGCCUCUUCAUCAGCCGCCACGCCCUCAUCGCAACACGCAGCCUUUCGACAUGAUGAUCCUCUGGAGCAAAGGAGCUGAGCCAUCCAGCGAAGAUCAAGCUCUCUUCGAUGCCAUGUUCGCUUCCAACUCAGCAGAGAUACCAGUCUUUCGAUUGACUUCGCAGACGUCAAAAAUGCCUUUUGUCAAUCAAAUCCCAUACAGCGCGCAGCGGGACCAGUCUACGCUGAGGGCGGGCGCUGUGACGUCCAUGAUUCUUGUGGAGGUGGAUGACCUAGUAAUCGCCUCAGAUGAGGAGUGCAAGGCCGAAAUCAAAGACAGUCUUAUGAAGAGAUUCCAGUUUGGGCGUUGGGUGAGUAAUGAAGAAGACUACGCAGGACGAAGAGUGCGUGUACGCAGUGAUCGCAUCGAAGUUUUUCAAGACAAAUACAUUCUUGAGAAUCUCUUCCCAAUCAAGCUCCCCAAGGCCAGGCGCGGACAACGAAAGGAGAAGCUGUUGGACGAUGAGUUCGAAGCUGCCAGAUCCCUUUUGUACAAAAUCAGUUGGGUCGCAAAAGAAACUCGUCCUGAAGCUAGCGGCAUGUGCUCUAUCCUAGCCUCCCGGUUACACGAAGGCACAGUCGAAGACAUUCACACCAUGAACAAAAUGGUUUCUCACCUGCGCAAUACAGCGUCCAGACCUUUGAUCUUAUGGAAGUUCGAUAUCGAAAAUAUGGCGUUCAUAGUCGGGUCAGACGCAGGUGGUGUGGGAUCACUGCCUCAAUCGUGCGAAGGCGAUGGUUCACCAUCUGAUGGAACGCAGGGCGCGUGGCUAGUCUUAGCUGCCGAGCGGCUGAUAUUUCCAAAGGAGCUGGAGCUCUACUACAUCUACUGGGUUCCAUUGCAUGCGCAGGAUUCAACGGGUGAACGUGUUUGGCUCAAGGCCAACCGACAGCGGUGCAAGCAGAUAGAGGAAAAGUGCCGACCUUUUCGAUGCAUUAGUGUGCACAUCAGCUACAGCCGGUCCAUGGGAAAAUCGCGGGCCAUCCCAAUGCCCGGGCAUGCCCAGGCAACAUGGGUUCGGGCCUCGUUCCGUGCCGCUUCGCGGGGGAAAGAGGAAGACUCCAACAUGUCAAGCCUCUAUUUUUCUCGACGGCUUCCCUGGGCUCCUCGUGCUCCUUUCGUUUCAGAACACCCCGCGCUCCUCAACGCGGCCCUCUAG
Molecule: messenger RNA, 4839 nt
Organism: Symbiodinium natans
Lineage: Eukaryota; Dinophyceae; Suessiales; Symbiodiniaceae
Source: the annotation of a GenBank genome assembly